Molecule: messenger RNA, 595 nt
Organism: Charadrius vociferus (killdeer)
Lineage: Eukaryota; Metazoa; Chordata; Aves; Charadriiformes; Charadriidae
Gene: INSYN1
Product: chromosome unknown open reading frame, human C15orf59
Exons: 3
Coding region: 125-595 (156 amino acids)
Biological process (GO): inhibitory postsynaptic potential
Cellular component (GO): postsynaptic density
Source: RefSeq, a predicted model, not a curated record
GGGAACGUUAAGAUGUUGAAAGCUCCCCGGCCGAGAGGGGCUGCGCGGACGCCAGGCCACCCAGCUAGAGGGGAGCAGGAUGGACAGAGCCGUCGUGGCCGGGAACCGAGGCCGGUAGGGAAGGAUGGACUCCCGGACCUGCCAGGACAGGCAGCCCAGUGCCCACCCCAGCAGCAGCAGCAGCAGCAAUUGUAGCAGCGGCAAGAGUCAUUGCGAAAGGGAAAAGAUCCGGAGUCGGAUGAAAAUGGUGAUCGGGCAACUGGAAGGAAUCUUACAGGAGCUCAAGGAGGUGGCCAAGGAGCUCCGGGAGGUGGUGAGCCAGAUCGACCGACUGACGUCCGACUUCGAGUUCGAGCUGGAGCCGGACGACUGGACGACGGCGACGGCCAGCAGCACCUCCAGCAGCGAGAAGGGGGGAGGCGCCUUCGAGCUGGGACCCCUCGAUUUCGCCGCCUCCGACAUCCUCUCCGACAGCUGGGAAUUCUGCUCCUUCCUGGAUGCUUCCACCCCCUCCGACCCCGGCGACGGUCCCGACCCCCCUCGGCCGCAGCCGCCGCCCCCGGACACGAUCCAGCUCAUCGGAGUUAUCGCCUGA